GUUCACAGUUGCAGACAAAGGAUGGAGUUGAUUUUUCUAUCUUGAGAACAUCACUAGCUUUUUUGUGACCUUUUCUCUUCUUUCUGAAUUCAUGGAUACUGCUCAAUGGGAACAGGAGAUUGGAGUGGUGAAACCAAUGAUAGAGAUAGCUCCUAAUACAUGCUCCAGACCUGGGCUAGAGAGAAAGAUGAGGCCACAAAAGGACCAAGCCUUGAACUGUCCAAGGUGUGAUUCAACCAAUACCAAGUUCUGUUACUACAACAACUACAGUCUCUCCCAACCAAGAUACUUCUGCAAGACUUGCAGAAGGUACUGGACUGAGGGCGGUUCUCUCAGAAAUGUUCCUGUUGGUGGAGGUUCGAGGAAGAACAAAAAAACUACUGCAUCAUCAUCAACAUCUAUAUCAGCUUCAACCCAUAAACUUCCUGAUCUAAACCCACCAAGCUUCUUACAGUUUUCUUCUCAAAAUCCUGAGACUCAUGAAGGCCAAGAUCUUAAUCUAGCUUUCUCAGCUGCCCAAGACAACCGUGGUGUAUCUCAGUUCCUUGAAUUCCCCACAAUUGUAAGCCAUGACUUUAAUCACCCCAACCCCAACCCCAACUCUUCUUCUACUUCAAUACCUCUUUCAGCCCUAGAGUUGCUUAGGACUGGAAUUGCUUCUAGGGGUUGA
Ilex paraguariensis (yerba mate) is the source of this 670-nucleotide messenger RNA. The record is from the annotation of a GenBank genome assembly. Lineage: Eukaryota; Viridiplantae; Streptophyta; Magnoliopsida; Aquifoliales; Aquifoliaceae.